Messenger RNA from Panicum hallii, 1069 nucleotides. Its product is annotated as cell division cycle-associated 7-like protein. The coding region runs from base 244 to 909 and encodes 221 amino acids. The record is from RefSeq and is a predicted model, not a curated record. The transcript is spliced from 6 exons. Gene Ontology annotation, cellular component: nucleus. Lineage: Eukaryota; Viridiplantae; Streptophyta; Magnoliopsida; Poales; Poaceae. Gene Ontology annotation, biological process: regulation of DNA-templated transcription.
UCCCCUUUCAAGAAACUGUCGCGGCGCCGCACUGGCCGGCCGUUGCUUGAGAGUUGCAACCAGCGGCGGUGGCGGUGGUUGUGGCUUGCGAGCGGGGACCGUGGACGUUGCGACUGGUUGCGGCUGCUGCUUGCAAUCGGCCACCACCAUCUCGACUUGUCCCGGUCACCGUGUAGCCAGUGAGUCAGUGAGAGAAUUCCUGCACCUGACACCCACCGCCAUCAAGAUCACAUCGUCGGACUGAUGGCUGCAUCGUCUCCGGAGUGGAACAGUCAUUCCGGCAAGGAGAAUGUCACCAUGCCACAACCUCUGGAGGUCAUGGUGCCCGUGGCAAAGAACAAGCGGAAGCGCAACUCCCCCGGUACGACCUGCCACCAGUGCCGCCAGCCGACCAAAAAUUUUGCCGGGGCUUGCAAGACAGUCAGGAAGAAGGGGCACUGCCCAAUAAGAUAUUGUGGCAGGUGCCUACUCAAUAGGUAUGGUGAGGCAGAGGUGCAGGCAGACUGGAUCUGCCCCAAGUGCAGGGGCAUCUGUAAUUGCAGCUGCUGCAGGCGUAAGAAGGGUGAGAUGCCCACAGGGAAACUGACCCAUGCUGCCAAGGUUUCUGGGUGCACCUCUGUUCAUGAUCUCCUUCAAAAGGGGCCAGAUGCUGUGGCUGCUGCGCAGGCGCAGAGAUCUACUUCAUCAAAGCAGGGCCCCAUUGUUAUUCCUACCAAGAAAAGGACCACCAUCUACAGAGUAAACAACACUCUUGUUGAUGGGAGGGCACCUUUGCCGAGGGAUGAGAACCCUAAUGCUAUUGAUAAUAACAUCGUGCAACCCAAUGGUUCUCCAGUCCCUGACAUUGCUGGUGCACAGCUUGCAGAUGAAGACGUCACUGUGGCUCCAAAAUUCUUUAAAUUCCUCUGAUGAGGUAGAAGAUGAACCCGUUUUCGCACUAUGAUUGUGCAUGACAUGUUUUUUUUUAAUGGGUGCAUGACAUUUGUCCUUGUUUGUAUUUGGACGUCAGAAUAUUGGAUUGGACCAGUGCCAUGGUGUGUCGUCUUUCAAAUACACUAUUUAAUUUAUU